Messenger RNA from Hibiscus syriacus, 951 nucleotides. RefSeq lists its product as uncharacterized. The transcript has 8 exons. Lineage: Eukaryota; Viridiplantae; Streptophyta; Magnoliopsida; Malvales; Malvaceae. Bases 57 to 875 code for a protein of 272 amino acids. The record is from RefSeq and is a predicted model, not a curated record.
AUUCGGUAUAUGGUUGGCUUUAAGCAUAGCUGGAACUGUUAUUUUUGGGGUUUUCUAUGGCUUCUUCACUCCUUGGGUUUCAUCUUUUGAAGCCUUCAGACAUGACAACGAGUCCAAGAGAUUCUUUCAUUGUGUUGUGGAUGGAACAUGGGACACUGUCAAAGGAAGUUGCACUGUGGUCAGAUUUCUAUGAUUUAUGUUUCCAUUCAUAUCCAAGGAACUACGUGAAUCCCGUCUCCAAUGACCUCCAAACUCUACGGUUGCCGGGGCUUAUCGUCGUCGGAUUGUUGGGACUAAUCGUGGAUAUUCCCUUUUACACUGUAAUCGCCAUAGUUAAGAGCCCCUACAUGUUAUUUAAGGGUUGGUUUAGACUAACGCAUGAUCUAAUUAGCAGAGAAGGACCAUUCCUUGAAACAGUAUGCAUCCCCGUUGCUGGUUUGACAAUCCUCUUGUGGCCGAUCGUCGUUGUCGGGAGCAUAUUAAUGGCUAUAUUUUCGAGCUUCUUCAUCGGAUUGUACGGAUCGGUCGUCGUGUAUCAGGAAAGAUCAUUCAAGAGAGGGGUUGCGUAUGUGAUUGCAAUGGUUGCUGAAUUUGAUGAGUACACAAAUGAUUGGCUUUAUCUCAGGGAAGUGACUGAUUUCACAGCCAGGCCUUCAUAUAGAAAGAAAAAAGGGUCAGAAAUAGAGUAUUCAGUAGGAGGACUGGGUGGGAGAUACAGUUCAACAUCGGGUGAACCACCUGCAACGCUUAUGCCCACCUUAGCUCGUUCUGUAUCAGUUAGAGAAGCAAUCAAGGAAGUCAGAAUGGUUCAGGUAUGGACGAAUAUAAUGAAAUCAUGUGAAAUAAGGGAAAGGAACAAUUGGAAGCUGAAGUAAUAACUUCAUUAGAUCUGUUAGAAUGGUUGAAGGCAAAGAAUGGUAACGAAGCAGCCAUUAUCGAUAUUGGUCUCCC